AAUCUAAGUAGGCGUAUCUUUCUUUUAGUGUUUUUUGGAAACUUAAAAAAUCAAAAUGCACUUGACGAUUAUCCGGUCCCUGUUGAUAACAUCCAGCGUGAUUUGCUUCUUCUUCGGACUCCUGUUGAUAUCCGCUGGGGCCGUCAUGUUCCAGAGCUCGCUUACCGCCCGGAAUCUCCCUACGGACUGGAACCAAAUCUUGGCGACGGAAGCCCUGCUGGCCAUCAAGCUGGGCUCGAUAUGCCUGCUGGUGGUGACCUUCGGGUUCUACGGAACGGUCAAGCGCUCGCUCCAGAUGAUCUUCACCUAUCGGCUGCUGCUGGCGUUGCUGAUCGUGAUUCAGAUCGUGGUGACCUGCUUGCUGCUCGUUGGAACCAGGUCGGACUUUCGGUUUCAGGCGCUGGAGCGGCUUUGGGAAUCCUUUGAACGGAUCAUAGACCGAAGCAGGGCGUUUGGAGUGGUUGACCAGAGGAUCGAGCGGCUUCAGCGAAGCUACGGAUGCUGCGGGAUUGAUUCGUAUCGGGAUUGGGGGCUUGUGCUUCCGGGAUCGUGUUAUGAGGAGGGUUCGCGGAAUAUCGUUGUUACUGGGUGCUUACAAGUGCUGGAAAGAUAUCUCAAGGGUUCCGGCAAGGCUCUGGGUUGGCUCCUGAUGAGUUUGACCGUUUUUGAGUUCUUCACGCUACUAUUUGCUAAAUGUUACUCCAACGGAAUUCAAAGUCAGCUGAUGACGUUUGUGAGGUCUUGAAACCGAUAAUAAAUCACUUUAUGAAGAAUACAAAGUCGUCUAACCUCGCCCAGAAGUUGUUGACGUUGAAAACAUCUGUACCUCUUCCCAACUGAGAAACAAACAGUAGAUCGCUUCCUCAAUCCUUCUCACCAGCGAUACAAUCUACAAGGUAGCUCAGCUACCAGACUACCUUCAGAGCCCACCAUACUGGACAUCUAUCUCGGGAGUCGCCACUCCUCGAUGGCUUAUUGAAUCAUUCUCUCGAUAAUUCCAACAAUUUAUGCCGUGUGCCGGACAACACCGCAGGAUUAAUUAUAAUAAUUCCUCACAGUCCGGCGAAUGAGUACGGUGGAACCCCGGUAGAACGACUUAACUUGUAUUUAGAAG
Messenger RNA from Culex quinquefasciatus (southern house mosquito), 1114 nucleotides. RefSeq names its product 23 kDa integral membrane protein. Bases 56 to 745 code for a protein of 229 amino acids. The transcript has a single exon. The record is from RefSeq and is a predicted model, not a curated record. Gene Ontology annotation, cellular component: membrane. Lineage: Eukaryota; Metazoa; Arthropoda; Insecta; Diptera; Culicidae.